GGGCACAGCAUCCUUCGUUCGGCCACUGCUGGCUUUGGAAAGGUCGUUCCCGACUCGUCGAAACACCCUCAUCGCCCUCCUGUAACAUUAGAGCACAUGCAUACUCUGUUCCGUAGUAUUGACCUCUCUAAUGCAUUCGAUACAUUCGUUUUUGCUGUCGCAUGCACAGCUUUUUGGUCUUGUUGCAGGUAUGUGCGCUGUGAAGUUAGUUCGACUAUACUCUCAGCAUUCAAAGAUUCGGCGAACUUAACUCAGUCAGUACCAGCACAUUCGACCCUUCUCGUCAUACGGUGCGAAAUACUCCGUCACAUCCCUUGGACGAAAACUUCACAUGUAGAAGGGGCAGACAUCAUCAUCUCUAGUCUCGACGACGUCACAAACGUAUUCACAGCCAUCAAUCACCAUCUCGCAGCCAAUUCCACUGUCCCGCUUGACGCACCUUUCCUCGCACACGAAACUGCAGACAGCGGAUGGGCCGCGAUGACCAAAACGUGGUUCUUAGCACAUUGUAAUCAGCUUUGGAGAUCAGCCGACAUGUUGGAACUCACCGGACAUUGCUUUCGUAUUGGCGGAGCAACAGAAUUCAAGGUCGUUAGAAGUCACAAGCCUUUCUAGAAUAUUGGCGCAAGAUCGAAUUAAUUUUGCCUCUUUUUGUUACAUCUUCGUCCUCGGACUCACGUACAGCUAUGAUAAUUCAUCAAUGGACUCAUAUGCACGUCGUUAUUCACACACGUUGUCCCUACUUAACGCGUACAUCCGCGUUAACCUUGUCUAUCGAUCUGCCCAUUCAACUUCAGGAGAAACGAAGCAUCUAGUAAGCUGCUCGUACUAUGACCAUGUUCUUCUGACUCCAACACAACCCACCGUCUACCCGCAAGUGUUGCCUGGGCGGGUACCUGGGUAAACGUUA
Molecule: messenger RNA, 910 nt
Organism: Suillus fuscotomentosus
Lineage: Eukaryota; Fungi; Basidiomycota; Agaricomycetes; Boletales; Suillaceae
Exons: 2
Source: RefSeq, a predicted model, not a curated record